Molecule: messenger RNA, 1599 nt
Organism: Brettanomyces nanus
Lineage: Eukaryota; Fungi; Ascomycota; Pichiomycetes; Pichiales; Pichiaceae
Exons: 1
Coding region: 1-1599 (532 amino acids)
Biological process (GO): mRNA stabilization; mitochondrial gene expression; mitochondrial proton-transporting ATP synthase complex assembly
Cellular component (GO): mitochondrion
Source: RefSeq, a predicted model, not a curated record
AUGACCAUGCCAAUUCAAUUUUGGAAAUUGAUAAAGCAUAGGGACAUCAGACGUUUUGCUUGUGCGAACAGGACAAUUUUUCACGGUUAUAUUGGUACCACAAGCUCGCUGAACAGGCAUAUACACACAUCAAUCAAAUGCCGUCAAGACGAUAGUCAGCUUCCAUGGUAUAUGAGACCUGAAGAAUCUCCUAAGAUAUCUUCUCCGUUAAACAAAGUUGAAAUCCCCAAUCUCCCUGAAAAUAGUCCUCAGACUUUGCGAAAUAUAGUGGAGUUCCUUGUCAUAAAGUUGGGUAUAAUAGAUACAGAAGUGUUUGAUCUUAGAGACGAUGAGGAAGGAAAGGUCAACGAGGGUGCAAAGGAUAUUGCAAACUUUAUGGUCAUUGGUACGGGAAAGAGUGCUAAGCAUCUCCGGAAAGCAUCUACCGAGUUGACAUAUUUUAUUAAACAUAAAUUGCAUCAAGUUCCGUCUACAGAAGGACUUGUUACCAAUGGAGAGUAUGCUAAAUAUCAAAGGAGACUCAGAAAGAAGGGUAAAGGAGGGCCGCAGUAUGCUAAAUUUGAUUAUGGGGCUUCUGAAAAUUCCUGGGUUAUGACAGAUUCCAAGUCUGAUGGAAUAUACAUUCAUAUGCUUACUAAAGAUCGUAGAGAAGAUUUAAACUUGGAGUUUCUUUGGGCCAAGGACAAAUCCAAGUAUCAUAACCACGAAGGCCCGAAAGAGAGUGACAAUAUCUUGACUGGCUUGAGAUAUUACUCUACGGCAGCACCUCAUGCCAACGCAGAUGCCACUAUCUUUCACCCCGAAAUAUUGACCAGAGCCAAUUAUGGCCAAAGAUUUCAGCAAUUGAAAAAAGAGCAUCUUGAAGACCCCACCAAAGUUCCUAUAGUCGAAAUCCAGAACCAUUUCGAUGCCAUGCAAGCCAAUGGACUUCAACUUAACGUCGACGAUGUCUACAGUUAUGUUGACCUUAUAUGCCAGUCCUUGGAAUUCCACCUGGGUUUAGAGCAUGAGACUGAUGUGUUUAAUAAGCGGUACCAUUACACAGUCUAUAUAUUGAAACGAUAUCAACCGGUUUUUUCUGGACCAAGGGACUUGAAAAAGCUACUUCCUUUGCUUGUUGUUUCUGGUUCCCAGUUUGACAACGACCAGUUUGUCACAUUGGACAAGUUGUCACAGCUUUCUGACGAUGAACUUUUGCGAUUGGGUGACGAAGUGUUCAAGUAUAGUCCUGUGGUACAUAAGCUUUACCAAAUAUCAUUGAAGUUGACUGGCAAAAGGCUUGACGUUGAUCGAUUUCAGUCCGAGAUGGAUAUUCUUUGUCUUACAAUCUUUACCAACCGUAAGAAUUGGGUAUACAGCAAAAAAGUGGUUGAGAAUGCCUUGAAAAGAGAGGACUUGAACAUUCUCACAGCUGCUUUACGGCUUAUAGCUAUAAAGGGAGAUACUACGAGUUGCUCAGAGUUUUUGAACUUGUAUUACCCUCUUCUGACGUUGUAUAAAGAGUUCGACUUGAAUCAGGACGGAAUAUACGUACGUAUGAUGUUAUCCAAAUGCGAUCCAGAGGGUUCGCAUCAUGAAGAAAUUAGAGAAACUCUAUAG